Suillus bovinus is the source of this 249-nucleotide messenger RNA. Its product is annotated as acyl-CoA dehydrogenase/oxidase. Gene Ontology annotation, biological process: lipid homeostasis; fatty acid beta-oxidation using acyl-CoA oxidase. The annotation marks the transcript as partial. The transcript has a single exon. Gene Ontology annotation, cellular component: peroxisome. Lineage: Eukaryota; Fungi; Basidiomycota; Agaricomycetes; Boletales; Suillaceae. The record is from RefSeq and is a predicted model, not a curated record. Gene Ontology annotation, molecular function: FAD binding; fatty acid binding; acyl-CoA oxidase activity.
GGAAUUUUCAGGUAUUAUUUGCAAACUGAACUCAGUCACGGUACAAAUGUAGCUCAUCUAGAAACUACUUCAACGUAUAUCCCAGAAACCCAAGAGUUCGAAAUAAACUCCCCAAGUCUUAUGAGCACUAAAUGGUGGAUCAGCACUCUGGGAAAGUUUGCAACUCAUGGUGUUGUCCAAGCAAAGUUGAUCUUGCCAGAUGGAAAGGAUAUGGGACCUCAUCUCUUCUUCAUGCAACUGCAGUCAUUA